AUGGUACACAUAUCUGAUCAGGCAAUGAGCUGGCGACGCUCUGAGACGUCAGGGCAGCCAAAUGCGAGCGGGUACAGCGCCACAUACGCGGCGCACCGCACCAGCGGCACCGGCAGCAGUGGCAGCGGCGGCGGCGGCAAGCACUCGCACCACCACGCCAGCAGCGGCCAGAGCGGCGGCCACUACCACCAGCAGCACCACCACCCGCACCACCGCGGCCAGCAUCACACGCAGCACAGGCACGCCGGACACCAACCCCAGCAGCCGCAGCACCCCGCGGCGCCGCUCGCCGUGCAGCCGUUUGAUGCCGGCGAAGCGCGGGACGCCUUGGACGCCCGAUGGGAGGAGGUGCAGCAGCAGCAACAUAGCGGUGGGCAGGUCCAAGCGGACGGGCAGCAGGUGGACGGCGGCGACGGCAGCAGCGGCGGUGUCAGCGGCGUGGCAGCAGCAAAUCCGAUUGACCCGCAGCAGCAGCAGCAGCAUGAGCAGGAUCAGAAGCAGCCAACAGUCGCGGAAGAUUUGAGUGAGGGCAAGGAGGCCAGCGUGGCGGCCGCAGCAGCGCCUGAGGAGCAACCGGCUCCGCCGGCCAAUGGCACCUCGGCUCCAGACGACUUCCUGGCUUCCCUAAAGGCGCUGCUCGACGCAAAGAACGCGGUGGCGGUUUGA
Molecule: messenger RNA, 666 nt
Organism: Monoraphidium neglectum
Lineage: Eukaryota; Viridiplantae; Chlorophyta; Chlorophyceae; Sphaeropleales; Selenastraceae
Exons: 1
Coding region: 1-666 (221 amino acids)
Source: RefSeq, a predicted model, not a curated record